AUGGUGAAGCUUCAAACAUAUGCCGGGAUCAGUGUUAUGGCUGCAUUAUCCAUUGUUUAUCAUGGCUUUAGAAGCAGAGGCCAGUUUUACCCUGCAAUGGUUUUCUUGUCAACUUCAAAGAUCAGUUUGCUGCUUCUUUUGAAUAUGGGCCUUGUUGGCAUGUGCAUCAUUUGGAAACUGACUAAGAAGCUUUUUCUUGGCACACUCAGAGAAGCAGAAGUUGAGAGGCUGAAUGAGCAGUCAUGGCGGGAGGUUACGGAGAUACUUUUUGCCAUCACUAUUUUCAGACAAGAAUUUUCGGUUACAUUUCUUGCCAUGGUCACUGCUUUACUUCUGAUUAAGUCCUUGCAUUGGUUGGCCCAAAAGAGGGUCGAAUAUAUUGAGACAACACCAACUGUCCCUAAGCUCUCUCAUAUCCGCAUCACAUCUUUUAUGGGAUUCCUACUUCUUAUAGACAGUAUUUUUCUCUAUGAUUCUAUCAAGUAUUUGAUAGAAACAAGACAGGCUUCGGUUGCACUUUUCUUUUCAUUUGAGUAUAUUAUACUGGCCAUUACAACUGUGUCAACCUUUGUGAAAUAUAUAUUCCAUGUUAGUGACAUGCUCAUGGAAGGACAGUGGGAAAAGAAGGCUGUUUACACGUUUUACCUUGAGCUGAUCCGUGACUUGAUCCACUUGGCAUUGUGCAUGUGUUUUUUCCUCGUCAUUUUCUUGAACUAUGGUGUGCCUCUUCACUUGAUCAGGGAGCUAUACGAGACAUUCCGAAAUUUUAAGAUCCGCGUGGCUGAUUAUAUACGUUACCGCAAGAUCGCAUCAAACAUGAACGACCGAUUUCUUGAUGCUAGUCCUGAAGAGCUCAAUGCAACUGAUGCUACAUGCAUUAUAUGUCGUGAGGAGAUGACUGUUGCCAAGAAACUAAUUUGUGGGCACCUUUUCCACGUGCAUUGCCUGAGGUCUUGGUUAGAGAGGCAAAACACGUGUCCCACAUGCAGGGCACUUGUUAUACCGCCUGAGAAUGGGACUUCUCAAACUACUCCUGCAAGGAGUAAUAGUCAUCAACAAGGAACUAGCUCAACUGAUGCGUCUUCUGUAGGAUCAAAUGUCAAUGGUGUGGCAAACAAUAAUGUCAGCCAGCAUGAGGCUCGGCUCAAAGCCGCUGCCUCAGCCGCCGCAUUAUAUGGGAAGUCUUUUGUUUAUCCUUCUCCAAAUGCUCUAAUGUGGUCGCCUGGACAUUUCUUACCUCAUCAAGCUAUUGUUCAAGGGCAAUUUGGGGAAGGAAGUGCAUCAGAUUCUCAACUGGAUUUACAAACUAAAAUAAUUAAGCAUCAGAUUGAGCUUCUGCAAAACCAGCUCCAGAUUUUACAGACCUCGAACGAGAAGAAACCUGCAAACAUGGUGGAUUCCUCAGAUAUCAAGGGGAAGUCGAUAUCAUCUCCCUCGUCAUCUUUAGUCGACUCGAGUGAGAUUUAG
Messenger RNA from Striga hermonthica, 1467 nucleotides. Lineage: Eukaryota; Viridiplantae; Streptophyta; Magnoliopsida; Lamiales; Orobanchaceae. The record is from the annotation of a GenBank genome assembly.